Messenger RNA from Penicillium taxi, 990 nucleotides. Its product is annotated as DUF3712 domain-containing protein. Lineage: Eukaryota; Fungi; Ascomycota; Eurotiomycetes; Eurotiales; Aspergillaceae. Bases 1 to 990 code for a protein of 329 amino acids. Gene Ontology annotation, cellular component: fungal-type vacuole membrane. The transcript is spliced from 4 exons. The record is from RefSeq and is a predicted model, not a curated record.
AUGGCAAAGUCUAGCUAUCGCCGUGACUAUCUCACCCCUACGCCCCCCAGGCGCAGCUGUAGCUCAAAGAUGAGCGCACACAUGAAGAAGUACUGGCUUUUGCACCUUGUUGUCUUCUGCCUUGGCUUUCUCACCAUUGCUCUCAUCAUGGUUUAUGUUGCGUACCCUGCCAUUGCACAGCACGAUGUCAACGCUUCCACCCUCGCAAUCAGCCGCAUGAUCGUCGCCGAUCCCACCCCAAACUCCGUUGUGCUUAGUCUGGACCAGCAGGUUGGAUCCAAGAGCGCCUUCCACCCUGACAUGGGCGAAUUCAAGGCUGAUAUCGAGCUUAUGGGCGCGCCCUCUCCUUUUGCUAGCAUUGUCGUUCCCCACUUGCAUGUCCGCGAUGAAGUUGCCGCCAACAUUGUGGAGCAGUUUUUGGACCUGUAUAGCACCUAUGAAUUCGCCGAGUACUCAAAGGCUAUUAUGCUUAACGAGGAAGUGACUUUGAUCAUCAAGGGUCGUCCGCACCUGAAGCUAGGUGCUCUGCCCAGCAUCAAAAUCUCAUACCAGAAGACCGUUGUGAUGAAAGGCAAGCUUCACGUGGUUGACUACCACCUGGAUCUGGGCUCCAAGGACGGUAACAACAUGUUUGGACAUGCUUACAUUCCCAACCCCACAGUCAUGACUAUUGCGAUGGGAAACAUUACACUGAACCUCUUCUUGGAAGGUACUUUUAUCGGCAACUCGUACAUGAACAAUAUCGUUCUCAAGCCCGGCAAUAACACCGUUCCAAUGGUGUCCAGCGUGAACGCAAUGCAAAUCCUCGAGUUCAUGGCCAGUACCAAUAACACCUACCACGAUGGUGUCGUUCCCUUCCUCGUGACCGGCAACAGUAGUGUUUACCACGGCGUCGAACUGCCCUACUUCACCGAGGCGCUUCGGGCUAACAACUUGACCAUUCAUCUGAACGUGACCAAAAGCCUAGAUGAGCUAGGUAUUCACCUUUGA